CUAAAUAAUGCUGAUGAUAUUAUAGCCCAAUUUAAUCAUUAUGCCAAAUUAUAUAAAAUCCCGUAUUGUUUAAUAUAUUACCAUAUUCUCCAAAAAUCUUUUGAUAACAUGCUAAAAUAUAAUGAUUGUAAGAAUUGGGAGCUUAAAUGGUGUGCAUUUGCAUUUUUAAAAUUACCAAAAAUUAUAACAAUGAUGACCAAAUUAAAUAAUGGGGUAGUCACUGCUAAUAAUUCUUUGUUACAAGCAUUCAAGUUAAUUGGUAAAAAUACAGAUCUUCUCAAAAAUUUGCAAAGCAAAUAUAAUGAAAAUAUAUUCGACUUAUUACUACAAAAAUUAUUGAAUAUGGAGACUUUGACUUCGGAUGAUUAUAGAAGUUUGGACUUUGUCGGAGUGAAUAGUAGCAAAGAAUCUAAUAAAAAUGAAACGACUCAAUCAUCUCCUCAACUCAUCUUGAAAGUUGAAUCGACAGUUGUAAACAUAUUAAAGACUUUUGAUUUAGAUUGCUCAAAAAACAUGGAACCGAUUUUAGAAGUGAUGUGCCAUACUAUCAUUAAAAACAAUCUCGAUAUAAUCUUACUAGUGGCUGUUAAUACUGACACGUUACCCGUAUUGUUUCGUAAAUUAAUUAGAUUUCUUGAAUACAGCAAGGAAGCUUUGGCUGAAGGGAGUAAGUCCUCCAAUUCAAGGGCUUUGCUAUACGAUAUCUCCUUCCUCAUCCUAAUCCACAUCAUACAAACAUACGGGAUUCAGUGUCUGGAAAGCUUUAAAGAUCCUUUGGCUGGAAAUAAAACAGGAAAUAUAGAUAUAACGAAUUCAUUUUUUCACACCUGGUGUCGCUAUUUUAUGGCCAUACCCCGUUACCAAUCUAUCGAUGCUUACAAAUUGACUAACCACCAAGAUCCAUUCAAACAUAGGGAUAAAAACAAAGUCGAGGCUUAUUUAUCCAUGUUUCUGGCGCCCAAUUUUGAUUUCAAAACUAUGUUAAUGAAAUGGAACGAUUUGAGUUGCCAAAUUCCUUACGUUUUUUACGAACUAUUUUUAGCCCUGAAACAAGGCGUCGUCAAUAAGGAGACACUUUUUGGAAUACUCGAUAAGAUAAAGCAAAAGGUGUUUUCACUGACCAUAUGCAUUUUCGUGUGGACUCGGUUUUAUCUCCCAAUAAUAGAUAUUGAAUUGUAUGAAUACGUCAAGGGACCUUUGCUCGAAUAUUUUCGAUUGGAUGUGAACCCACCUAAAGGCGAAUCAAGAGAUGCCGAAUCAAACAAUUGCUCUAAGAAUGAGUCCACUGCAAAUACCAAUUUUUUUAUGAACGAAACAAAUCAUAUUAAAAUAUCUUUCCAGGAUAGAUGGCUUCUCACCAAAGAGAUAGUUUCAACGAUGGACAGGAUCAUUCAAACACAAGAUCAUGAAGGAAAAAAAAUAAAAGAUAAUAAACAAUCCCAUCAUCAGGAUUACGAAUAUCUAUUUCAAGUUAUCAAAAACGGAUCGGAGGAAACCGCGCCUUACGAAAAUAUUAUUAACAAAUGGAAGACACUUUAUAGUAAUUUAAAUGAUCCGCAAGUGGCCCGAAACCUAAUUCAACCCUCACUUCUAUCCGAAUUAUUCGACUCGAUAAUGAAAGAAGCUCACUUCCUAAACAAGGUAUCCCAUCUUCAUCCCACUAAACCAGGCGGCGGGGUAAUAUUGGAUAAUUGCUUUUUGGAUUUUUUCAAUAACGAGAAAGACCAAAUAAUCGGCAUAUGCUCUUUGGACUUUAGGGCUUCCGCGCUCUAUUUUGCUCAUACUUACCACUCAUGGCUGACUAGAAAAGAUAUGAAAAGGGUAUUAAUGGAACCCUUUUCUCAUUUCCUCAAUGACAUAUUGAUAAGCGUUGUUUCUUCGGCGUUUGUUUACCUUCAAUGUUCCUCCUUGGAUAACCCCAUUCAAAUAUACAUACCUGAAAAAAUUUUGAAUCACUAUUCUUACAAGCAUAUUAUUACAACGUCGAAUCCCACUAACGAAAUAGUUAUGGAGUUGCUUGAUUUUAUAUUAAAACAAUUAUGCCAAACAUUCGCAAAUAUAAUUUCAACGAAAGAAAUCGACUCCUCUAGUUCGACAGUAUUAAAUUUUUUGUUAAAAAUUUCGAGUUUGGACAAAGACACGAAAAAUUACUUUCUCAAACACAUUUCCCACGAUCUGAUAAAAAACACCUUGGAUUGGUUCCCCCAAUAUUUCACAGAAGAAAUUAUAUUUUCGCUCUACGAUAUCAAUGAUAAAAAAGGUUUGGAACGAACAUCUCAAUUGUUAUACAAAUAUUAUCAGAAUCUCAAAUAAAAUUUUAUUCCAGAAUCAAUUGAAAAUUAAUAUAUAAAGGUAUUCUCUAGGGCUGUAUCGAUUCAUAUCUUUCACCGAUCCUAUCCGAUAUUCAUACUAAAUUUAUUCGAUAACCGAUCUGAUAUUUAGAAUUAUUUUUAUUUACCAUCUAUCUUUAGACUGAUAUCAUAAAAUAAUCAAUAUUUUCUAAGCAAAACUAAUAUCUAACUAUAAAUU
Molecule: messenger RNA, 2529 nt
Organism: Gordionus sp. m RMFG-2023
Lineage: Eukaryota; Metazoa; Nematomorpha; Gordioida; Chordodea; Parachordodidae
Exons: 16
Coding region: 109-2313 (734 amino acids)
Cellular component (GO): mediator complex
Molecular function (GO): transcription coregulator activity
Source: RefSeq, a predicted model, not a curated record